This is a messenger RNA of Pomacea canaliculata, 2500 nucleotides long. Its product is annotated as iron-sulfur cluster co-chaperone protein HscB, mitochondrial-like. The record is from RefSeq and is a predicted model, not a curated record. Gene Ontology annotation, cellular component: mitochondrion. NCBI's taxonomy places the organism in Eukaryota, Metazoa, Mollusca, Gastropoda, Architaenioglossa, Ampullariidae. Gene Ontology annotation, molecular function: ATPase activator activity; protein-folding chaperone binding. The coding region runs from base 43 to 966 and encodes 307 amino acids. Gene Ontology annotation, biological process: protein complex oligomerization; [2Fe-2S] cluster assembly. The transcript has 2 exons.
UUCAUAGAUAAGCUGGGUCAUGUGACUGCUGCAUGUUACAAAAUGGCAACCGCCAUAGAAAGUUUAGCGGCACGCAGCUUUAAACUUGGCACAUGCAAACGAGCUUGUUUACCAAAUCUCCGACAGGCAGCCAGAUCAUGCCAUGUGACCGCCCAAGAGCAUGUAUCGUCUUUGACAAAGAAUCCGCGUUCUUCAAUUUCUUUGGCAACGUCAGUCAUUCGAAGGUCAUCAUAUGCAUCACGAAGAUAUCUUUUAUCAGACGUGAUUGCUCUUUCAUCACCUUUCGUAAACAGCAUUUGUCUACCAGCGAGGACUUACUCUGUAUUGCCACAGCGAGCGAUAUAUAACCACCCCAUGCUACAGAAUGAUCACGAAGAGGAAAGAAAAUGUUGGAACUGUGGUAGAACUACUGAUCCGUCCGAAGAGCUCUUCUUCUGCAAGUGUGGAGUUGUUCAGACUCCAGCUGACGGCAUGACGUACUUCACUCUGUUUGGAAUAGACCAAAACUUUGAAAUCGAUAUCAAGAAAUUGAGUGAAGAAUACAAAAAUCUUCAGAAACGUCUCCAUCCUGAUAUGUUCAGCAACAAAUCAAAGGAAGAGCAAGAAUUAGCAGAGCAACAGUCGGCUUUUCUGAAUAAAGCAUACUUUUCUCUGCUGAAACCGCUGCCUCGGGCCCAAUAUCUUCUUAGUCUUUAUGGCUUUGACAUUGAAGAGGGAUCCACAGAAAUGAACCCAGACUUCCUAAUGGAAGUCCUAGAUCUGAACGAGCGCAUAGGAGAGAGCACGACUGGUGAAAUGGAAAAUAUAGAAAAUGAGAUAGUUUCAAAAAUACAGGAGUAUACCAAGCAAUUAUCAGAUGCUUUUUCCAGUGGUGAUAUCAUUAAAGCAAGAGACAUUACCAGCAGGCUGAAAUAUUAUGACAAUGUGGAAGCAAAAAUCAAAGCAUUUUAUCGAGACAGAAUGUAGUCUCCAAAUUUUCAGUAGGAGCUUUUAUAUGUUCACAUAGAUCAAAAUAUAGACCAUUAAGGUUCAUUAAAUUUGUCUUAUAUCAGACUUUUUCAAAAAUUACUAAUUCCCAACAUUUAAUUGAACUGAACUAACCAAAAACUGUUGUGUGAGGCAUAUACUUUUGUCAUGAAACUGUUACCAGAGGUUGCUUUUUUUCUUAAAUGCCCUUUGACUUAAAGAAAAAAAUUUGUUGUUUCAUUAACACAUUUUUGUAGUAGAUGGUAAUAUAAACAGUUUUGAAUAUUUGUCAAAAUCCAUUCUUACCUCAGAAACAAUAGUGUUACAACAAAUAUCUAUUUUUUGUGUGACAUUCUGUAAGUGCAAAUAUUAAUGAGAAACCUUUACAUGCAUGUAUUUAUAAAUGAUUGCAAUAUUUUGUUUCACCUUUAAUCAUUAACACUUUUGGUGCAGUGUGGAAAAACCUACAGGGGAGUAGGUAGACAUAAGCAUUAAGCACUACUUACUGUUUUUAUGUGAUAUAAAUUAACUACUUUGGAAAAGAUUAUAUUUUCAAGAGAGAGUCACCUUGCUAAAAAAAAAAUCAGAUUUUGAAUCACAAGUGAAAUGAAAAUGUGAAAUAUACAGCGGCUGUCAUCUAUCUCGUUGCAAGCUCCUGUGAUUUUGUUUGCAAAUGUGAAAGCAAGCUUAUUAGGUAGGGAAUGUUCAUGAGGUUUGCUGUACCAACCGGUCAGACAAGGAGACAAAUUUUCACAAGUGACAUAAGCAAAGAGGUUCAGCUGAAUUUCUUUAGGGAGUGCUGAAAAAUAAGCUCGUUAAAGGGAAGAUAACGCGGUUCUGUGGUUGGAUGUUGACUGCGGAACGGAAUAAAUGGUGCUAGCUGGGGAGAAAGAAAUGUCGUACGCUAACAGUAUUAGAGGAUACAGUUGCCUCCACAAGACUCUCUUUGUUGUCGCUCUCUCUCUCGUCGAUACCAUCACGCAUUACGUCUUCAAAAUUUACCAGACACAGUAGAAGCUCGCCGAAAAUGCUGGGUAGUAUUCAUUCCUUUAGAGCCCCCAAUUAUGUCUUAUAAUGCAGAAAAUACUUGUCGAAGUAACGUGCAAACUAUUCACGUACCCGACUACCUUUUGGAGACAUCAAGAUAUUCCUAGCAGAUCUGGCAAAGCUCAGACAAACAGUAUGGAACUGCAUCAAGGCCGACAAACACGCAAACGCUUUCCACACUCUUUCAUGCUCAGAGAUACACUUUCGCACUGUAAUUUUAUAUUUUUCUUCAUUAUCACCCAAUUUAUUGCAAAUUUUGAGCUGCCUCAUCGCACGAUACAUUUCCCUGUUUCAUAAUAAUGUUAAGUUGACAUGCAUGGUCUUAAUGUGGCGAAAUAGUGAAGCAUUUUGUAUUCUUACACUUGUUAAGGCUGGCAGCUCAUUUUUGUCGGUCAAUUUAUAAUCACGUCACCAGCCAAAAAGAAAUGAAGCCAUAUUCUGUACAACAAUAAUAUAUAUGAUGUGAAAUCAACAUCCCACAAAAAAA